CUCUUUUCAUUUUUUUCAUGUUCAUUCUAAAUAAUCUAUUAUUAGAUUCUCAAACGUAAAGUGAAUAUCAGUACGUAAUUUCAAUUCCCAUGAAAAGUGCAACAUAUAUCUGUCAGUGUUACCGUUGGAAAAUUAUUGAAGGAAUAAAAUUCUAUAAACUGUCUAUUCAACAUGUCCACUGAAUUUGAAUCUACUGCUGAUAAAUGUGCACCACGUAAUGCGUUGUUUUGUUGUCGAUCGCCAAUCUGUUUGAAUAAUAGUCCACAAUUGAUGCCUGUCACAAACAUUUCAUUGGACUCGCAACACCAAAAUCAAUCAAAAGUUUAUCCUGUGUUUGUACCAAAUCUGUCGGAUAGUGGACACUAUCAUAAUUUGAUUUCACAAUCAAUGAAGAUUUCGGGCGAAACUCAAAAGAAUGAUCAGACCCCGAAGAGUAUUGUAUCAAUGGAUCCCGAAACAUUAAAAACUCGUCGAAUAAAUAAAUCACAAUCUGCGCAAGAUAUUCGACAUUAUGGUAUUAGUUUGCGGCGUGUAACGCCACCAAAAUCAACGAUUUCUGUGAAAAAAAACGAUAAUCCAAUGAUGAAUGUUGUUUUACGCAAGGUUGAAAAGAAGCUGCUUGAACCACCCAAAUCCAGUAAACACGAAAAAAGUCCGCCUCCAAAAAAACUCACCCCAAUUAGUACUAACGCUGGUAUCAGCAUAAUAAAAGCGAAAAAAUCACGAAUUUUUUCAACUAACCAAAAUUUAAUUGCAAAAUCAAAAUCAAUAAAUUGUGUGCCAAAGAAAAAUGAAAUCGACCUAAAAACUUCAUUGGCAAUAGCGAAACCACCACAGCCACUAGCGUCACAGCCUGUAAAUUUAUUGAAAACACAAAGACCUCCUCUUGAAAUUCAUAAAAUUGAGGGCGACAAAAUCAUCAUUAUAAGACGCGUUUCUCGAGCACAGCGUAUGGCGGUCGACUGUGAUCUAAAGCACAAGAGCUUACCUACACUUUCAACAGCUCCCCUUAAACAGAACCGUAUUUCCACGUAUGACUUUCCUAUGUAUUUUGAAAAUGAACAAAGCAUACAUCACACAACACAUACUUUUGUAUCUCAUCCUAAAUCAAACAAAUCACAAUUAAAUCAUGGAGAGAACCCAACAGUACUCGCAAGGCAAAAUAGUGAAUGGACUAACACACCACACGCAAAGCCAAUCGAAAUAAAUUCAAUGUCUGAAACGAAUGGACAAACCUCUAAUCCGUUGUCAAAAUCGUUAUCACUUCAAGUAUUUUCUGAUGAAAGCCAAUAUUCUAAUAACAUGUUAUCAGAAUAUAAGCAAAACAAAGAAAAUGAUGAAUUAUUAAAUGCACAAAUUUACAAAAGUAUUGGAAAAUUCAUUCCAAAUUUAGAACUCAUGCAACUGAAUUCAAUUGUCCCGGUGAAAACUUCAACAUCUACGAAAUCAAAUCGAUAUUAUUUAAAUGGUGGUCAAUCAUCUUCAAAUAGUGAUUUAAUCGAUUUGACUCCAAAAAAAAUUGUCCCCGUUGGCGAAAUGUACAAUGAAGAUAUCGACUACAUGAAUAAUUAUUUGAAAAGUUUGCCUGAUUACGAUGAACUCAAUCGAAAGAUUACUAAUGAACAGCAAAAAUGUGAAGACAUAUAUGACCGUCUUUUGUGCAUAAAUUCUUCAUUGAAAUCAGAUCCUUUGCCUAAAUCUAAUUCAUAUCACAACAUAUCCACAGCAUUGAUAAAGCCAAAUCAGUCCCUUUCCGCAAAAAACUACACAGCUAAAAAUAAAAUAAUUCGUAGUUCGUCAAGUUCGAUGGUCAAUCAUAGUUUAAUUAACAACCCCGAUAAAUUUGGCAUUACUCCAAUAAAAUCUAUCAAUUCGGCGCAAAUAAACAUGUCGCGAGGAGCGUCACAAUCUAAAACCAAUUUCAAUGAAAUUUAUCGAUUGCAAAACACUUUGCUAAAAAGCGCAUCAAGUUCGAGCAUUCAACGUAGCAAUUCAAAAAAAGGACUUAAUGAUUUUUGGUCAGAAAACUUAGCCAAAUCUACUCAACAAAAGUUAGGAUGGAAUUAUAAUAAAAUUAUGGCGAAUAGAAAAGAGAACAUGAAUUUGAACAAUUCUGAGGUUAAUUUACCAGCGAUAAGUGACAUCAUUGAGAAAGCACCAGAGAUAAGCGGAUAUAAAUUACAAAAAAAUAUGUCAUUAUCACAUUUGGGAAAAAAAAUUCAACAAAAUGUUUCUCGAGAGGAAUUGUAUAAUUUAAUGUGUAAUAAUGUACAGAUUUUGGAAGAGAAAAACAACUCCAAAUGUGACCAUGAGCCAAAAUCAAACCAAAUAUGCAAGCCAGCAACAUACGUUUUGCAUGAUAAAAAAAGCUCAUUAUUAAAGAGUUUUUCGCAAACCAAUGUGUCAUCUAUUUAUAGUGAAUCUAAAGAAAACAAGCCACAAAAAAAAAACAGCAUUCCAACAUUAUUCAAACCGCAUUGCAAGAGUCACUUCUUUAGUUCAACCUUUAACAGUCCAAAAGAAAGUUCUACUUCUAAAUUUUUAGUGAAAAGUUCGUCUAGUUCAACAAUUGGCAAACUCAAAAAUAUGAAAAACGACAUAAAUGAUAAUAUACAAAUCAGAACUUCAGAUAAUAUGCAUUUGAGCACAGCGGAAACUUUUUCAAACAUCCAAAACAGAAUAUCUAAGAAUAAUUACAUGCCAAAUACACAAAAAAAGUUUACAUCUCACGGUAUAUCAUCGUUGAAUAAACAGAACAGUGUUCAUUUUUUCACUGCACAUACGAUUCCACAAUUAGGUCAGAACAUUGCUGUUGAUCAACAUGAAUCAAAAAUAAAAGCACAGAUAAUGACACAUCAAAAUAAUUCUACAUUAUGUCAUGAAACGCUUUUGAAUAGUCCAAAUAAUUAUUUUAUGAACAACAGUGUGAAUAAAUGUUUAAAAACAUCGUUUCUAUCCAAGAAUACUGAUAAAAUUAUUAUGCGGCAAAUUUCUGAAACAUCGAAUUCAGGUCUAAAUUCCAAAACAUUUAUUGAAUAUAUUGAUGAUAAAAAAUUAAAUGAGAGUAAUUUCAACAACGUGUCCAACGUGGGAAAUAAAAAAAACAUCACACAUCCAAAAAUAGAUUUUACUUCAUCAAAUUCAAUAACAAAAUCUACGAUUCCAUUAUUUUCGCCCGACAUUCAAACACGGAUAAUACAAAAUAAAAUAGAUACAUCUAAAGAGUUACUAGCGAAAGGGAAGGAACAGAGAAAUACAAAUUCUCAUUACAUUAAUGUCGCAAGCUCCCUUGAAUCAUGUAGCGAAACAAAUUCUUCAACUUGCAAAUAUAAUAAAACAGCAAGAAGGCAUCAUCCAUCUAUGUACAAUAUCAUUUCAAAUGUCUACCAAGUAUAUGCUGAUCAACAACCCAGUCAACAAAGAACAUCGAAACACGCUUUUCACACAAAGGCAUUGAAAGCACCAGCUAUACAAGAUGAUGCUGAUGGCCAUUUGAUUUAUCGUACUGGCGAUAUUCUACAUAACAGAUAUAAAAUCAUGGCAACACUGGGUGAAGGAACGUUUGGUAGAGUUGUAAAAGUCAAAGAUAUGCAAAUGGACUACUCGAUGGCAUUAAAAAUUAUCAAAAACGUGGAAAAAUACAGAGAAGCGGCCAAACUAGAGAUAAAUGCCUUGGAGAAAAUUGCCCAACGUGAUCCAAAUUGUGAACAGUAAGAUUAUUUAAUUUCAAUAUGAACUACAUUCAUAUUCA
Messenger RNA from Contarinia nasturtii (swede midge), 3751 nucleotides. RefSeq names its product probable serine/threonine-protein kinase clkA. Gene Ontology annotation, molecular function: ATP binding; protein kinase activity. Gene Ontology annotation, cellular component: nucleus. The transcript has 7 exons. Gene Ontology annotation, biological process: protein phosphorylation. Bases 172 to 3714 code for a protein of 1180 amino acids. Lineage: Eukaryota; Metazoa; Arthropoda; Insecta; Diptera; Cecidomyiidae. The record is from RefSeq and is a predicted model, not a curated record.